CUGGAGGAUGAAGGCAUGGAGAUCAAAAAGCAAAUCACAGGAAUGAUGAGGCUACUGAGCGAUAAGACCAGCAGAGUAUAUCAGCGUGUUGGUACGGAGCAGGACAGCUUAACAAAGGAGCCCCAGGAUAAGCCUCCGAAUUGGGUACAUCAGCCUGCACUUUUAUCUCUUGUGUCAGAAGAUCACCAGAGCAACAGCUGGAACUCUCCGGAGGACCCAGGGCCUUCACCUUCAUCCGUAUCCACCCCAGUCCCAAAUGGUCCAGCUUGUGGCCAGUACAGCACACGCUCCAGAGCCCUCAGGAUUCUCAACAGCACAAAGGGUUUAAUCAAAGGGAAUGAAACUAAUGAUGUUGUUCCUCCUCCUGUGCCAGAAACCCCCUGCUGUAUGUGUAACUGUAAGGGCACCUUGCAGGCCAUUUUGCAGGAACUGCGUGCAAUGAGGAGACUGAUGCAGACUCAAAAAGCAUCUUUGGAGAGGCAGGAAAGGGCAGCAUCGCCAUCUCAACCUCGUCUAGGUCCAGGCCCCAGUUCUCUCCACAGGCCUCGAAAGAGGAGGCCAAUCUAUAAGAUGACUCCGCUAUCUGUAUGUAGCACCAGAAGAGCCGGUUUUACCCCUCUGGAUGCAUCACUGCUUAAAGCUGCACCUGUGGAAUCUGUAAAGCAGGGCGAAUGUGAGAAACAAGACUCAUCUACACCCAACAAUCAUCCCACCUCCUCUGAUGUUUCUGUGCUGCCACCUCAGACCAACCCAGUGACAGUCAACAACACACCUCCUCUCCUGAACCAACUAAGGGAACCCCAGGCAUUAGAGUCUGAGGUGCGUCUUGCAGAAGAUUAUGACGUGUUUAUCUCUAAGGCCCAGCUAGACUCCAUUCUGGUCAACUAUACACGCUCAGGCAGCUUGCUGUUCCGGAAACUGGUGUGUGCCUUCUUUGAUGACGCUACACUGGCUAACUCCUUGCCAAACGGUAAAAGGAAGAGAGGGCUAAAUGAUAACCGUAAGGGCUUGGACCAGAACAUUGUGGGUGCCAUUAAAGUGUUUACAGAGAAAUACUGCACUGAUCACAAAAUAGAGAAGUUGCCUGGGCCGCGAGACUGGGUUCAAAUCCUUCAAGAUCAGAUUAAACUUGCAAGGAGGAGGCUGAAAAGAGAUGCCGUAGAAGCAGAAGACAUCUCAAAUGGACCAACCACAAGUUGUAAUAACAACCAGCCUGCAAGGGAGGGGAGGACAGCAGCGAACACAACAGGUUGAUCCGAUGGCCGCCACAAUGACCUUACAGCAGAGACUCGUCUUCAUUACUUCUUCGAGUUGAUGCAUUUUGCCACC
Molecule: messenger RNA, 1329 nt
Organism: Archocentrus centrarchus (flier cichlid)
Lineage: Eukaryota; Metazoa; Chordata; Actinopteri; Cichliformes; Cichlidae
Gene: bend7
Product: BEN domain containing 7
Exons: 8
Coding region: 16-1254 (412 amino acids)
Molecular function (GO): DNA binding
Source: RefSeq, a predicted model, not a curated record